Messenger RNA from Anopheles coluzzii, 573 nucleotides. RefSeq lists its product as uncharacterized. The record is from RefSeq and is a predicted model, not a curated record. Bases 1 to 573 code for a protein of 190 amino acids. NCBI's taxonomy places the organism in Eukaryota, Metazoa, Arthropoda, Insecta, Diptera, Culicidae. The transcript has 4 exons.
AUGGAAUCGAUAUGGGAAAACAUCAGCACCGCACUGGAACUGGCGCCCGACACAGCGGACAGGUGGUUGGCCAAGCUUCGGGCACAGUACGCGCAAAGCCAUCGCCACUACCACACGGAGUCCGAGCUGAUCCGUCGAAAGGUUCCCCAUCUAACGGGAGCGAGCGUAUGCAUUCAGCUGGCCGCCCUGUUUCAGUAUUACCACUUCGAGGCGGACAAAGACUGUGUCGCACGAAAUUGUGAGACAAAAACGCUGGAAGCGAACGUAAAGCGACUGUUGGGAGACUUGCAGAUGGAGGCUGGGGAUCUAUCCGAGGACGACGUGCAAUACUUUCAGGACUUGGACCUGCUAGUACUGGGUAUCCCGGCGGAAGAGUACAAACAAUACACCCAGCAGCUUCGUAACGAAUGUCCGGAAAAGGAUGUCAGUUCCUACGAUAAAAUGCGCCUUAAGCUACUGCAAGCGCUGAGCCGCAUACCGAGCAUUUACAUGACGGCGCAGUUCAGCGAGCGCUUCGAGAGUGCCGCACAAACCAACAUUGAGCAGGAAAUUAAGGAUUUGCAAUCGAAAUAG